Molecule: messenger RNA, 2400 nt
Organism: Rattus rattus (black rat)
Lineage: Eukaryota; Metazoa; Chordata; Mammalia; Rodentia; Muridae
Gene: Tbc1d17
Product: TBC1 domain family member 17
Exons: 17
Coding region: 264-2204 (646 amino acids)
Biological process (GO): activation of GTPase activity
Molecular function (GO): GTPase activator activity
Source: RefSeq, a predicted model, not a curated record
CUACUUGUUUACUUCGUGUCGAGAGUGGCGUACUGCGCCUGCGCUGUCCCGCUGACCCUUGCCAACUUUGUGGUCUACACCACGUGACCUAAAUCUUAGGGUUUCAAUUACCCUUUCCAAACAAAUGGUUUCACCCACUGCAGCUUUACAACUUUAGGGACGCUACCACUAUCUGGCCUGAAAGGGAGUGUUGUUUUCCGGAUGUGACACCAAGUUGACCCGGAAAAGGAGGAGAUCGGGGCAGUGGAACAUCCUCGGCGGCAAUGGAAGGAUCCAGCUACAGGGUGGUGUUUGAAAAGGGAGGCGUGUACCUGCACACCAGCGCUCGGAAGCACCAGGAUCCGGACUCACUUAUCGCGGGCGUCUUACGAGUGGUGGAGAAGGACAACGAUGUCCUCCUGCACUGGGCUCCGGUGGAGGAAGCUGGCGACCCAACGCAGAUCUUCUUCUCUAAGAAGGACCCAAGUGGAGGUGAGCCCAGCACCUCAGAGGAGGAACCUACCUUUGACCCAGGCUAUGAACCUGACUGGGCUGUCAUUAGCACAGUGCGGCCACGGCCCCACCUGGCAGAGCCCAGGAGAGGUGCAGAGCCCAGUUCCCCCCGGAGCUCCUGGGCCUUCUCUGUGAGCCUAGGGGAGCUCAAGUCCAUCCGCAGAUCCAAGCCAGGCCUCAGCUGGGCCUACCUGGUUCUGGUGACCCAGGCUGGAGGCUCCCUGCCUGCCUUGCACUUCCACAGAGGGGGUACCCGAGCCCUGCUCCGAGUCCUUAGCCGCUACCUGCUGUUGGCCAGCUCUCCACAGGACUCCCGCCUCUACUUGGUCUUCCCCCAGGACCCCUCUGCCCUCUCCGACUCCUUCCACCAUCUGCAACUCUUUGACCAGGACAGCUCCAACGUGGUGUCUCGCUUCCUUCAGGAUCCCUACUCUACCACCUUCAGUAGCUUCUCUCGAGUGACCAACUUCUUCCGGGGAGCCCUGCAGCCGCACCCUGAGGGCGCCUCUUCCCCUGACCUACCCCCGCUGCCAGAUGAUGAGCCAGAGCCUGGCUUUGAGGUCAUCUCUUGCGUGGAACUGGGCCAGCGUCCCACAGUGGAACGUGCUCCUCCAGUCACAGAGGAAGAAUGGAACCGCCACGUGGGUCCUGAGGGUCGCCUGCAAAAUGUCCCUGAGUUGAAAAGUCGGAUCUUCUCAGGGGGUCUCAGCCCUGGCCUUCGGCGGGAGGCUUGGAAGUUCCUUCUGGGGUACCUUAGCUGGGAGAGUUCAGCUGAGGAACACAAAGCCCAUGUGCGGAAGAAAACGGAUGAGUACUUCCGAAUGAAGCUGCAGUGGAAGUCUGUGAGCGCUGAGCAGGAGCGGAGGAAUUCACUGCUUCAUGGCUACCGAAGCCUCAUUGAGAGAGAUGUAAGUCGCACUGACAGGACUAACAAGUUCUAUGAAGGGCCUGAGAACCCAGGGCUGGGCCUGCUCAACGACAUCCUUCUUACCUACUGCAUGUACCACUUCGACUUGGGCUAUGUUCAGGGCAUGAGUGACCUCCUGUCCCCGAUCCUCUUCGUUGUUCAGAAUGAAGUAGAUGCCUUCUGGUGUUUCUGUGGCUUCAUGGAACUUGUGCAUGGGAACUUUGAAGAGAGUCAGGAGACUAUGAAGCGGCAGCUUGGGCAGCUCCUGCUGCUUCUGCGGGUGCUGGAUCAGCCACUCUGUGAUUUCCUGGAUUCUCAGGACUCGGGCUCGCUGUGCUUCUGCUUCCGGUGGCUGCUCAUCUGGUUCAAGAGGGAAUUCCCCUUUCCUGACGUCCUUCGGCUGUGGGAGGUGCUGUGGACUGGGCUUCCUGGCCCCAAUCUGCACCUGCUGGUGGCCUGUGCCAUCUUGGACAUGGAACGGGACACCCUGAUGCUGUCUGGCUUUGGCUCCAACGAGAUCCUUAAGCACAUCAAUGAACUGACCAUGAAGCUGAGCGUGGAGGAUGUGCUGACACGGGCAGAGGCUCUGUACAGGCAGCUGACGGCCUGCCCAGAGCUGCCACACAACGUGCAGGAGAUCCUGGGACUGGCACAGCCAGAAGAGCCGAGUAGCCCAUCUCCUCCGGUAUCCCCAAUGCCCUUGUCACCCACUCGGGCCCCGAUGCCCCCGCUGCCGCCUGAGGAAGUGGCCCCGCAGCCUGACAGCAGUCUGGAGAUUCUGCCUGAGGAUGAAGAUGGCGCUUGACUCCUAGCCCAGUUCCUCAGACCGGGUUCCUGAAGAUUGACAGGUUCUGAGCUCCAUGUCCGAAGCCUAGAGCAGAGGGAGACCCUGAGCCGGCCAAUGAAAUGGAGGAAGGUCCUCCUAGAGGUACGGGAUUCCUCAGUGCCCGCCCACCAGCUGCUGCCAAAUUGAGGCAAUAAACCGUUCUCGUUUGACUGCA